Punctularia strigosozonata HHB-11173 SS5 is the source of this 1157-nucleotide messenger RNA. RefSeq lists its product as uncharacterized. The coding region runs from base 729 to 1031 and encodes 100 amino acids. The transcript is spliced from 4 exons. Lineage: Eukaryota; Fungi; Basidiomycota; Agaricomycetes; Corticiales; Punctulariaceae. The record is from RefSeq and is a predicted model, not a curated record.
CAACGAGGUUACCAGCGCUCUCAACUCGAUUUCUCAAGGUCUGCUUUGGUCAAAUGCCUUUGCCCUUCCACAUAUUAUGCAGCAGGACAAUCACGGACCGCCAGCGAUCACGGGACUCUUCUGCGAUUUGUACAGAUGAAAGACAACAGUUACACCGACUCGUACGGCCGCGGAAACCUUCCCGAUGAUUGUGUCCCGAUAGCGAAACGCGGCACGCUUACUUCUGUCUGCUAGAGCUGGCGUCAUCUUGACCUCUUCCAGUUUUCCAUGCUCAUGCACUGCGCGUCAAUCCCCAUUCCGCUGUAAGGCGAUGCGGGACGAGAACUGGUUGCCAUAUAAGGCGAACAGCGGAGGGCUCAGCGCCAGCUGUUACGCAAUGGGUGCGCUAUGAAAGGUCAGCUGGUCAGGAUGAUUCUCUUGCUCCGCGAAAUGGAUGACCAUGGGCAAUGAAGGCGGCGGCUCACCAAGCCUCCGGUGUUCCGGGAGGAGCCAGCUUCUGCAGUCAGAUAUAGCGCGAAGCUCGUAUUGGGCUGCGCUUCUCGGAGCUCGUCCCGCUCAGUGAGCUCUAUGUCCGGCGAUAGUCUUGGAGACUUUGGGUGGCCAGAUCGGGAUGGUAGCUAUAAAAGCACCUGCCAGCGCAGUCGACGGUCCCUCCUCCCUCGUGUUAUCCAGAGGGCUCAGCUGUACGACUCUGAUUAUCAUUCACGACAUUCUGCUUGAUACCAGCCAUGCCCUCAAUAUUAUCUUUUCCGAACUUCAGUAAAUCGAGGCUGUCUCUCGGUUCUAAGCGCUCAAAAAGACAGAGCCUCACACCCUCUGUCGCUACUUCUGUAUCCACCAUUAGCACCGCAGAAUCGCAGGUCAUUCAACUGGCGGGGUUGACGACACCUUCAUCACGCAUGACUAGUAUUCAGGAACAGGAUACUGCAGCAAGCCAUGACGGUCAUUAUGUGGCUGAGAUGCUCGAUGACGACGAUCAAGCCUGGGGACCACCUUCAAGGCGGAAGCGCAAGACCCGCUCCAAGUACUGAACAACGAUGCUCUUGUUGUUGGACGAAACUGCGACCACUAUACACGAGGAUACCUCUUGACAUGUAUCAUUAUUAUCUGUCCUUUGCCUGUAGCCGCGCCUCGUUUUGCUCUGCCCGGCUACGCAU